GCGGAACAAGCGGCCCUACAGAGGGAACAAAGGACGACUGAGUAUUUAACCAGUAUGGAAACAGCUUGAACUCCAUCGCCCAGUAUCCAGCCACGAUGUCAAAGCGGCCGUCGUACGCCCCUCCCCCUCCCCCCGCCCCAACUACACAAUUGCCUUCCACCCCCGGGUUUGUCGGCUACAACCCUUACAGCCAUCUGGCCUACAACAACCUCCGGCUGGGAGGGAGCUCCGGAGGCUCCAGCAGGAACUCCACAGGAAUCACCGUCCCGAAGCCUCCCAAACCUCCAGACAAGCCGCUGAUGCCCUACAUGCGGUACAGCCGGAAGGUAAGCAGGAAGGUAUGGGACCAAGUGAAGGCGUCCAACCCGGACCUGAAGCUGUGGGAGAUCGGAAAGAUCAUCGGAGGGAUGUGGAGGGACCUGACCGACGAGGAGAAACAGGACUACCUGAACGAGUACGAAGCCGAGAAGAUUGAGUAUAACGACUCUCUGAAGGCGUACCACAACUCUCCGGCCUACCUGGCGUACGUCAACGCCAAGAACCGAGCCGAGGCCGCCAUGGAGGAGGAGAGCCGGCAGAGGCAGACCCGUAUGGACAAAGGAGAGCCGUACAUGAGCAUCCAGCCCGCCGAAGACCCCGAUGACUACGACGACGGCUUCUCUGUGAAACACACGGCAGCCGCUCGUUUCCAGAGGAACCACCGGCUCAUCAGCGACAUCCUCAGCGAGAUCGUGGUGCCAGACGUGCGCUCGGUAGUCACAACGGCCCGCAUGCAGGUCCUGAAGAGGCAGGUCCAGUCCCUCAUGGUGCACCAGAGGAAGCUGGAGGCAGAACUUCUGCAGAUCGAGGAUCGCCACCAAGACAAGAAAAGACGCUUCCUGGAGACCACAGACUCAUUCAACACUGAACUCAAGCGGCUGUGCAGUCAGAAGGUGGAGGUUGACAUGGAGAAGCUGGCAGCAGAGAUGGCGGCCGCUGAAGAGGCGGCCAGGCGCCGGGCGGAGGAAAGAGAGCGCGAGGCAGCCGAGCAGGCGGAGAAAGCUGCUCAGCAGGCUCAACAACAACAGCAGCAACAACAACAACAACAACAGCAACAGCAGCAGCAACAACAGCAGCAGCAGCAGCAGCAACAACAACAACAGCAGGAGGCUGCUGGAAACAAAGCUGCAGAGCAGAACAGCACUAAUGCUGGCAGCACUGCUAACCCCACCUCAGGGACCAAGGAGGAAGACAAGCCCACACCCAUGGAGACAGAUGAAGCAACACCUGAAGAGCCCUCCUCAGACCCCCAGCCCGCUCCAGCACCUCCAUCUGACCCCCCAUCCUCCGCCUCCGAUAAAGCCACCCCUCCCCCCGAGCCCCCAAGGGAGAGCAACACUCCUAACAGCAACAGCAACAGCAGCAGCAUCAGCAGCAGCGGCGCCCCAAGCGACGACAACAGCAACAGCAUGCCCCCUCCACCUUCAGACAGCAACACCGGAGCACCAGCAGCAGCAGCAGCAGCAGCCACUACAGCAUCCACAACAGCAGCCGCCCCCCCACCACCACCUUCAGACCCCCCGGCCGCACAGGAAGCCAGCCCCAAGGCAAGCAACCCCAACACGGCCGCCACACCUCCGGCUCCACCCGCAACAGAAGAAGCAACCCCUCCUCCUCCUCCUCCUCCUCCACCACCACCACUACUGCCCUCCAGCCAGAGCAGCCAACAGUACGAUAUGUAAUAGUUACACACAGCGGUAGCCGUAGACCUUCCCGCGCCCCUCCCUCUCCUCCGGGGGGGAGCAGCAGCGACGUAGUUGAGCAGCAGGUUCGGACAACACGGACUCGUGCGGCGGCUCUAUCAGAACAGAGGCUCCGGCUGUAUGAGGGUCUGUUUAUUAAGGUCAAUAAGUAGUUAAUAUGCAUUUCAUACAAGAGUGAUUGAGGAUGUAGGGUGUCACCAUCCUGCAGCUGGAACAAACACCUUGUAGGAGAAAUUAGACAAGAAAUCUGUGUAUGUUUUUAGCGCACGUGCUCUGAUGAUGUGAAUGAGUUCAUUGAAACGUCACCAAAGAGUACAACGUUUUUGACCCAUGUGAGUUUGUGCUCCAGGAUAUUCCUCCUCUCACUUGAUACCUUUUUUUUGUUUAGUAUGAAAUAAGGACAAUACAGAGUGUCAUGAUACUAGAGAGGCAGUAAAUGUCUAGCAUGAAGCCCAGUGACCUGCUACACAUAAUAAAUGACUAUCCAACCCUACACGUAACAACCUCCGUAUGACUGUCUGCUCCUGUGUGUUAACCACAGUCUAUCCCAUUAGUUUUGUUGUUAAAUCCUCCCGUUUUUCAGUCAGCAGGGUCCAUGUUCACACCUGCUUGAAUAAAUUCAAAUUCCAGUUCUUUUUCUUCUCCACCUUGCUAAUGUGAGAAGAGUUCUCAUUAGUUUAAAGUUUAUUAUCUGUGAUACAAACCAGGAUAAAGUGAUGAGGUUCUAAACGGGAGUCGCUUACCAUAAGAAGUCCUGCUGAUGCCUGUUUUUUUUGUUUUUUAAAAUUUCAUAUACAUACAUCUAUUCUAACGUAGACCUCAGAACUCCACUGUGUAGACUUUAUACUGUUGUACAUGAUGUGGAUGAAAUGUUUGAAACCUGUAUAUUCCUCACUCAGUCAUGAUGUAUAAACCUUUAAAAAAAAAAUCAGCCUUUUUUUAUAUUUUUCUGCAACCUCGACAGGUUUUUACGUCACGAUUCACGUCAGGGCAGUCCGAAUUCUCCGAAAGCGUAACUUAUCAUGCGGUGAUAAAGAAAGUGCGACCUCCUCCUAUUCCCCCACUCUUUAAAAGGCUCCGAAUUUUGUAGUUUCAUCAUUUUGUGAUUUGCGAACUUUGUGUUUUUAGAGAUCUAGUACGACCUUUUUAGACGAAAUUCAGUCUUAGUCUUAAACCUGUAUUCUUGAAUCAGAUGUCGUUUUCUAACAUGUUUCAGUUGGGCUGGGUGAUGAUUUUCAGAUCUAAAUGUAAGACUGGAGAAAGCCACAUUUAAAUAAUUUAUGCACACACACACACAUACGUAUAUUCUGCAUGCUUUACUAACUACAAACCAUAAUCCUGCAAGUAUUUGAACAGUUACUGAAGACUUGGAGUUAGUUGAGGGGUUUAAUUUUUCUGUGUUUCAUUCAAACAUCACACUGACAGUUUGUAAUAUCUCUAAGGUGCUUUUUUAAAAUAUACAGAUGAUUAAAAUCACCUGCUUUGUAUUCAUCACAUUAGAAUCUGUAAGAGCUUCCCUACAAGUUGAGGCUUCUUUUUUUUUUUGGACUGCAUAUUCCUGUUGACAUGGCAACCAUUUAACUUUACCAGUUUAACCCUCAUCCAAAUGUAACCUCGGUCUUGUGCAUUUAAAGGACUGUUUUCUUACUUGAAUUGGACUGUUUUUAGUAAUAUGCCUGUUCUUUUUUUUCCAUCUUUCUUUUGUACUGUCUGAACUUAUUAUCCAAUAAAAAUGAUUUCUCAGUC
This is a messenger RNA of Scomber scombrus (Atlantic mackerel), 3488 nucleotides long. RefSeq names its product SWI/SNF-related matrix-associated actin-dependent regulator of chromatin subfamily E member 1-like. The record is from RefSeq and is a predicted model, not a curated record. Lineage: Eukaryota; Metazoa; Chordata; Actinopteri; Scombriformes; Scombridae. Gene Ontology annotation, cellular component: SWI/SNF complex. Gene Ontology annotation, biological process: negative regulation of DNA-templated transcription. The coding region runs from base 96 to 1721 and encodes 541 amino acids. Gene Ontology annotation, molecular function: nuclear receptor binding; nucleosomal DNA binding. The transcript is spliced from 11 exons.